CAAAAUGGUGGAACAGCAGAAGAAGCGCUUGGAGAGCGCCCUUAGCGACAUGAUUGAGGAUAUGUACCGCACCCACUUGCGCCGCAUGCAGUCCAAAAUGCAUCGGUGUGCUGCCCGUUGUUGCGACGACGACCGCGGAACGCUGGAGAGCGUACAGAACUGCAUUGAGAAGUGUGCCGGACCCUUGAUGGAUGCUCAGGACUAUCUGCAGCACGAGCUCGGUCAGUUCCAGAACCGCUUGCAGAACUGUGUGAAGGACUGCAACAGCGAUGCUCGUUCGCGAAUGCCGAGUAAUCCCAAUGACAAGGACAUGAGCCGAUCGCAGCAUCUGUUCGAGCACUGCACCGGGAACUGUGUGGACAAGUACAUCAACCUGUUGCCGGGCCUGCUAAAGUCUAUUCGUCAGACCCUGGAUCGUGGUCCGCCGAAGAGAACGAAUUUGACUGCCCGCAGCCAAGACGCUUAGCUUUUUCCGUUGGCCCCCACACUGUAUUCCACUUGCUCCAAAUUAUUGAUCAAGCAAAUCAAACUAAAACGGCAUUAAAGGAUUGUCAAUAAGUCACUUAUAUAUUGAAUAUUUGGUAUAGCUUACACUAAAGAUAUGUACAUUAAGGAAACACUCUCAGGAUAAAGUAAAGGCUCUAAGUUCCUGCAUGGGAGAGAGAGAUCUCUCCAGUGGGUGCAUACGUGGUCUCUCUCACUCUCUCUCUCUCUCUCUCCCCCUUAGGGCCCUCUCACACACUAAACAUCUAACAAUAAAGAUUCUUAGCAAUAUACAACAA
This is a messenger RNA of Drosophila obscura, 782 nucleotides long. Its product is annotated as protein FAM136A. The transcript is spliced from 3 exons. Gene Ontology annotation, cellular component: cytoplasm. The coding region runs from base 5 to 466 and encodes 153 amino acids. The record is from RefSeq and is a predicted model, not a curated record. NCBI's taxonomy places the organism in Eukaryota, Metazoa, Arthropoda, Insecta, Diptera, Drosophilidae.